GGCAUUUUCCGUGUGCCUGAAAACCGGUGCAGCUGAAUUGUUACUAUAAAGGAGCGAACAGGCACGGCGGCCGUGUGCACAGAGGAAGCUGGGCGAAUAUCCACAAACAACGUGAGCAGAGACAGCCUCAUACUGCAAACAUGGGUCAAGAAGAACCCCCCUCCCUACAUCGCCGGUAGCCGGACUGUCGAAAGGAUUGUGCGAGUUAAAACCCGGCGGCAGUUCUGUAUCCGGACCGUCUAAACCGGUGGGCAGCAGAACUGUGGAAGCAUUGCACUUGGGUCUGGAGUUCUGGACGCACACUAUGCCUCUGGACUGCCUGGAAGAAAGAGUCGAAUCUAAAGAAUCAAAGAAAGACUUAGGAAUAAAAUCAGGAGGAAGACCCAAAAGUCAGAUGUGAGCUCCACUUUGAUAACCUUUCCUCCUCGACGGCGCUGGGAAUCAUCAGGGAAGCAGCUGGGAGGGGUGUGGUAAAGAGAAUGGAGGGCAGUCUGGAUCAAAGCAAAGGCACAAGUCCCAAACCUGGGAAGAAGAAUGGGUUGAUCAAUACCAAAGACCUGAAGACAGACAGCAAGGAUGGCCUGGUGUCUCUGUACUCGGCUCCUCAGUACCAGGGCUACGUGCUGGGGAGCUUUCCGUCUCUGAAUUACAUAGAACAGGGCAGAAAUGGCUCCAGUCAGCAACAGGUGCUGAACCCCCGCACCCUUCAGCACACUGUCGAGACCCAGUACCGACCUAGUAUCUUUAUGCACUCGGAGAGUGUGCUGAGAGCCUGGGGGGAGAUCGGCAGCACAGACUGCUGUGAAACAACUUUUAUUGAAAGCAGAUCGCCCAUAAAGGACAGUCUGGACUACGGGGAGGACCACCUUAUAGACCUGUCCACAGCUGACGGCAAACUUCAGACACUCUCUUACGACGUGGAGGAUGAAGACGAGUUCCAAGAGCUGGAGAGCGAUUAUUCGAGUGACACAGAGAGUGAAGACAACUUUCUCCUGCUCCCACCCAAGGACCAUUUGGGCCUCAGCGUCUUCUCCAUGCUGUGCUGCUUCUGGCCUUUGGGAAUUGCCGCCUUCUACCUUUCACAUGAGACCAACAAGGGGGUGGCAAAGGGCGACUAUCACCACGCGAGCUCCAGUUCCAAGCGUGCCCUGUUCCUGGCAGUCCUCUCCAUCACCAUUGGAACUGGCAUUUACGUGGGCGUGGCUGUGGCACUGAUCGCCUACCUGUCGAAGAACAACCAUUUGUAGGGUGCUGGCCGGCAGAGCGCUCCGCUGCCAUCGGUGGGGGUGGGUAGGAGUUGGCAGGAAACAACAUCCAACGUCGUGGAAAGGCUACACUGGAGAAUCCCCAGUCAGAUGGCAAGCUGACUGUCUCAGACGUGGUCAACGGAACGAUCCAUCCAUCGCAAAAUCUCUCGGUGUGUUCAUUCAGCAAUUAAUCAUAUCAGUACACAGCAGCAGGGCGAGGAGGCAGCAGAGUGUUGACCUCACUAAGAAGCAUCAAUCGGCACAGCUAAGGGAGAGACGGGCGUGCUUUCUCCAAAGUGUGCCACGCAGUGACUUAAAUUCCAGGGAGUAUGGAACUGCAUUAAAUGAGCACGGUGCAGCUCUCACAGAGGUUACAUUGAGUCUGGAAUCCAUUCUCCGCUCACCCCGACUCAAAGAGAAACAGAAAUUGCUGGGAAGUCAAGCGGCGACCAUGGGGAGGGAAGUGGACUCCAGCUUUCAAGUCGACAAACUUUUGUUGAAAUGCAGCUGCCUGCAAUCUAUUCUCCCUUCUCGCAGAUGAUGAGUAUUUCGUGCUGCUCUGUUUUUUAUUUCAGAUUUCCAGCAUCUGCAGCCUUUUGCCACUCCAUCUGUUUCUUCGCUCGGCCUUUUCAUUGGCUGUGUCGAGGCACUGCCCGCCCUAAGGCCUCCUGUUAAUUUCACAGUGAAACUGGUCAGUGGGCAGCCUAGCACUCGGUUCCUUAGAACAUAGGAGGCAUAAUCAGAGGCCCCUCCAGUCCUCUACACCACCCAUCUCUGUGGCAAGCAGUAGAACCCACACCUGUUUGUGACACGCAGGUGGUCUUCAAAUUCCAUUUCUCCCUCCGGACCUGCUGUGAGUCUACCAAAGCCAGCCAACAACAUCACACAGAGCAAGUGUUUCCAAUCAAUUAGACUGCCCUUCCACUGGGAUGGGACGAGGUUCGGCCACUCUCCAGUGAUCAGCAAAACCUGCAAUGGACUCUCCAGCCACUGGCCUGUGGUCUGACUACAGCAUAAGGCAUUCAACUUUACUGAUAGACCCCAUGUGAAAUCCUUCCAGACAGGCACAGGCACAGCCACCACGUCCCAUGAGAGAGAAAUCAUCUGGAGGUAUCAGCUGCACCUGGAUCCACAGAGCAAUGCAAAAGGGCCAGAGCACACGGUCCUGAAGAGGCAGAUGGUCCCAAGUGUCCAAACAAAGCAUCUUCUCCCAUUUCAUCUUCAGCUAAGGCACUUGACCUUUGGCUGAAUCCAACCGAUAACUUAGUUUCCUAACAUUUCUCUUCAUGGUGGUCCAGGACAAGGGGCAAAUAAUUGCAACAUUACAAGGUGGAGUGAGGUCAUGAAGUGACUCCUGUUUUGCCAGAGCAUUCCCUCCUGAAAGCCUCCUGUGGCUUCAGGUCAGCUGGAGCCCCAGAUAGAUUUAUGUAGAGUAUUGGAUUCCAGCAGUGUGGGAAGGCAUGAGACCAUAAGACCAAAUGGCAUAGGCCUUUUGGCCCAUUAAGACUCCUCUUCCAUUCCAUCAUGAAUAUUUUAUUAUCCCUCUCAAUGCUAUUCUUCCUGUAACCUUUGACAUCCGUACUAAUCAAGAACCUUUCAACCUCCACUUUAAAUAUACUCAGUGACUUGGUCUCCAUAGCCAUGUGUGCCAAUGAAUUCCACAGAUUCACCACCCUCUGGUUAAAGAAAUUCCUCCUCAUCUGUGUUCUAAAGGAACGUCCUUCUAUUCUGAGGCUGUACCCUUUUGUCCUAGACUCUCCCACUAAAGGAAACAUCCUCUCCACAUCCACUCUAUCCAGGCCUUUCAAUCUUCGGUAGGUUUCAAUCAUUGUUUUAAACUCUAGCAAGUACAGGCCCAGAGCCAUCAAAUGCAACUCAUAGAUUAACCCUUUCAUUCCCAGGAUCAUUCUCAUGAACCUUCUCUGGACCCUCUCCAAUGCCAGCACAACUUUUCUUACAUAAGGGGCCUAAGACUACUCAAUAUAUUCCAAGUGUGGUAAUUGCUGCCUCUUCUGGGAUUCCACUCACAUCCCAACAAUUUGAUGUCCCACCCAUUCCCACUUUGCAGGGAAUGCUGAGCUGGGAAUCAAACGAAUGUCAAUAAAGACAUAGUGGAUGAGUUGUUAUUCCUUCUCUUGCCACAUCGAUUCAAAAGCAUAACAAAAUUUGUUUCAUAUUAGCAAUAUCACUUGUGACUUAUGUUCUCUCAUAGCAGUUAGCUUCCACUGACUUUGAAGUUUCAUACUAUUAAUGGUAAUAACAUCAUCACCAAACGGUUUGCAUAGUAAUUCACCACUUCCUAACCAUGUCAGGAAGUUGAGGCUGGGCAUCAUUUAGUGAUCAGUUGUUCUAUAUAAGUAAUGGACAAAAGGGUCCUUCAUCAGAACUUGGCCCUUGUGCUUUAAGCACCAACAGUUUGCCAAUCAUCUUGUAACUUCUCUCCUCCCAACUUCCCACUCUCUGUGUUCCCCAACCAGUUCCCUUCCCUUCAAUUGUUUCUUAACAUGUUUCUUGAUAUGGUCCAAACUUAUCUCCUUAAUCUAUCACCAUGCAAUUAUUUCCACUGAGCAAAACUUUGGUUUAGUCGACCAGAGGUCAUUGGUUUAGCUCUAGAUCAACAAUGCAGUUUGACAUACCCAUUAUACUGUUGGGGGACUGAUCCACAUGUGGAGAUACUAUCCUAUUUGAGAUGUUUCCCGUCAGGUAAUAAAUCCCAAUGCAGUAUUCUGAAGCAAUGCAGAAUUCUCCCUGCGAUCAAUAUUCAUCUUUCAACUGUUAUCAGUUAUCUGUUAAUUAUCUCACUUCUGCUUUUGGAACUUGUAGUGUCCAAAUUAGCUGAUCACAUUACACAUUCUGUUCGAGUCUAUGAUCCAUUAAAGUGACAAGGACACUGCAUCUGCUUAUCAUGGGAGUAAACUGAUAACUGAUACUAACCACGCCGGUGGUCGCACCUGCCAAAUUGCUCCGAGAGCCUGGGACCAGAAGUGGAAAGCUUUGCUUUACUAAGCCUCACCCCUGCUGUUCAGGUUUUGCCUCCUGCAUUGAUCUGCAUCAGAGUGCCUGAUUUGCCACAGAGUUCUGCUUGCACUUCGCAGAAUUCCUCAGAGUGCCAACAGCAUACGCUAUUUCUCACCACGGGGCAUAGGGAGGGGCGGCUCUUUAGUGCUGACCUUAAUGGCAAUGUUUCUGGAAUUCAGCUCAUUGCCAACUCAGUGCGGAAAUCUGGUCAAACCCAGGCUGGACGGUGUUCCCGCAGCACUGAAGUCAUGCGAAACUCAACUGAGGAACAAGUUCGACGUAUCGUUUCAGCCACUUGCCACGCUUUCUGAAAGUCAAGCAUGCAGAAAAUGCAAAAGCAACAAAAUAUCUCUUUAUUCAAAUUUAACAACUAAUGAAUGCCCUGUUAUUAAAACAAUGGUUUAAGUUUAAGUUAGAAGCUGUCUGACCUGCUGAGUUCCUCCAGCGUUUUGUGUGUGUUACUCUGGAUUUCCGGCAUUGGCAGAAUCUCUUGUGUUAAUGGUUUAAGUUCUGUUUGCAUGUAAAAUUGGAUGUGUAUUAAUUGAAUUGCACACUGGAUUUUCCCGUUGAUAUAAAUGUAAAUAGAAACUGGCAAAUUUACUGUAUAUAUCUUCUGAUUAUUUGUGGAUAGGGUCUGCUUCAUUCCUUAAACAGAACCUUUUUAUAUGCUUUGUUUUCAUGAAGAAUGAAUGGUUACAGCAUACAGAGAGACUGUAGCUAGUGUCCAUUAGCGAUGGUCAUUUGGCCAUUAUGAUAGGUGUCCAUCAAACCCGUGGAUAGGAAGAAUUCUCAACAGAGAGUGAACACUCCACAAGAACCAUUGCCCAAAGUCAUUCAUUGGGACCAGCAAUCAGUAUCUUGAUUUAAAGAUUUAUGAAUCUAUAAAGAAAGUAUUUAAAAAUAAA
This is a messenger RNA of Mobula hypostoma (lesser devil ray), 5170 nucleotides long. Its product is annotated as synapse differentiation-inducing gene protein 1. Lineage: Eukaryota; Metazoa; Chordata; Chondrichthyes; Myliobatiformes; Myliobatidae. Gene Ontology annotation, biological process: synaptic vesicle clustering; positive regulation of synapse assembly. Gene Ontology annotation, cellular component: intracellular membrane-bounded organelle; postsynaptic density membrane; excitatory synapse. The transcript has 5 exons. The coding region runs from base 480 to 1247 and encodes 255 amino acids. The record is from RefSeq and is a predicted model, not a curated record.